Molecule: messenger RNA, 945 nt
Organism: Cuculus canorus (common cuckoo)
Lineage: Eukaryota; Metazoa; Chordata; Aves; Cuculiformes; Cuculidae
Product: olfactory receptor 14C36-like
Exons: 1
Coding region: 1-945 (314 amino acids)
Biological process (GO): G protein-coupled receptor signaling pathway
Cellular component (GO): membrane
Molecular function (GO): G protein-coupled receptor activity; olfactory receptor activity
Source: RefSeq, a predicted model, not a curated record
AUGUCCAACAGCAGCUCCAUCACCCAGUUCCUCCUCCUGGCAUUCGCAGACACACGGGAGCUGCAGCUCUUGCACUUCUGGCUCUUCCUGGGCAUCUACCUGUCCACCCUCCUGGGCAAUGGCCUCAUCAUCACUGCCAUCAUCUGCGACCACCACCUCCACACCCCCAUGUACUUCUUUCUCCUCAACCUCUCUGUUCUUGACCUGGGAUCCAUCUCCACCACUGUCCCCAAAUCCAUGGCAAAUUCCCUCUGGGAUACCAGGGAGAUCUCCUAUGCAGGAUGUGUUGCCCAAUUCUUUCUGUUUGCCUUUUUCAUUUCAGCAGAGCAUUCUUUUCUCACCAUCAUGUCCUAUGACCGCUACGUUGCCAUCUGCAAACCCCUGCGCUACGGGACCCUCCUGGGCAGCAGAGCUUGUGUCCACAUGGCAGCAGCUGCCUGGGGCGCUGGGUUUCUCUAUGCUCUGCUGCACACAGCCAAUACAUUUUCCCUGCCCCUCUGCAAGGGCAAUGCUGUGGAACAGUUCUUCUGUGAAAUCCCCCAGGUCCUCAAACUCUCCUGCUCACACUCCUACCUCAGGGAAGUUGGGCUUAGUGUGGUUACUCUUUUCAUCAUAUUCAGCUGUUUUAUUUUCAUUGUUGCAUCCUAUGUGCAGAUCUUCAGGGCUGUGCUGAGGAUCCCCUCAGAGCAGGGACGGCACAAAGCCUUCUCUACGUGCCUCCCUCACCUGGCUGUGGUUUCUCUGUUUGUCAGCACUGCCAUGUUUGCCCACCUGAAACCCCCCUUCAUCUCCUCCCCAUUGCUGGAUCUGGUGGUGGCAGUUCCAUACGCGGUGGUGCCUCCAGCACUGAAUCCAAUCAUCUACAGCCUGAGGAACCAGCAGCUCAAGGAUGCAGUGUGGAAGCUGAUAACUGGAUACGCUGAUAACUCCCGGGCUUCUGCAUAG